AUGGCGAUGUGUCGCGAUUUAAAAUUGUCGUUCGCGGAAACGAAAGAAAUGCUGCUCACUGGGUUGAAGUCCAGGGAAGUUGCGAGGUCUCUGCUGACUGUUCGACACGACGAUGAGUGGCAGCUUCUUCGUGAUUUGAGGAACAAUGAACGGUUGGAUUUAAUUUCGGUUCCAGAGAGGCGUAUUUUGCCAGAGAAGAGAAAGUGUUUUCGCUGUGGAGCAGAGGGCCACAUUUCUAAAAACUGUAACACUCCGAGAGUGGAAAAUAACAACACCAAAUGUUUUCCGUGUUUUAAGUGCGGGAAAAUGGGACACUUCGCGCGCGAGUGCCAAGUACCGGGUCGCGAUUCGCGAGAAAGACAAGUAAUAGGGCGAAACGAAAAUUCGCAACGGGGUGCUACUGCAAACGAAGUGGCGGCGCAAGUAAAGACAAUAAAUGCUCAGUCGGACAAUCUGAAGUAUUUUAAGGACGUGAAAAUUAACGGGGUGGAAGUUAGGGGUUACGUGGACAUGGGAGCGGAAGUUUGUGUCAUCCGGGAUGAUUAUGUACCCAAAUUAAAACUUAUGUGUGACUGGGACAAGAAGAAGGACGUUACGGGCUACGGCGGUGCAGUUACAAGUGUUUUAGGAGCCGCACAGGUGGAUGUAGAAAUCGACGGCAUCAACGCCCAGGUCGAACUCCUGGUGGUGCCGAGGGAAACCCAGGAGAUUCCAGUGAUAUCGGGCAUCCAUACACCGAACAGCCGCACAUCGAAAUUGUAA
This is a messenger RNA of Tribolium castaneum (red flour beetle), 762 nucleotides long. RefSeq lists its product as uncharacterized. NCBI's taxonomy places the organism in Eukaryota, Metazoa, Arthropoda, Insecta, Coleoptera, Tenebrionidae. Gene Ontology annotation, biological process: proteolysis. Gene Ontology annotation, molecular function: nucleic acid binding; aspartic-type endopeptidase activity; zinc ion binding. The record is from RefSeq and is a predicted model, not a curated record. The coding region runs from base 1 to 762 and encodes 253 amino acids. The transcript has a single exon.